AAACUCACAGUACCUAUUCUCAUAUUUCUCCCCCAAUUCUCCAUUUUCUCAAUUUCCCCCAAUUCUCUAUUUUCCCCAUCAUCUCACAUUCAACUCCAGAAAUUCACAGUACUUAUUCUCAGAAAAUCACGAAAAAAAAUCAGUCAAAAAUUCGAAGAGGAAAAUAAGCAAAUAAUUACGAGGAAGUAGUAGACGAAGGUGGUGGCUGAUAGCGGCAGUCAGGCGGUGGUGGCGGCAGUCAGGCGGUACAUACGGUCUCAAUUUCAUUGUUUCAUGUCCCUUCCUUGAGCUGAUUGCUCGAAAUUCUCUUCAAGGGCUGCGACAACUCUGACUUUUGUCCAUUUGAAGUUUUCAAGGAAAGGAUACUUGAGCCUCAUAUGAAGGAUGAUUAUCAGGCCAUCUGCACGGUGAAGGAUGUUGUGCCAGAGCCUGCAUACAACAAGUUUUCAUCGCUGUUUGGUUGGCUGUUCUCCUGGCAGGGUAAUGCAAAGGAUUCUGACAAAGCCGACUUAUAAUGGGCCUCAUUUUUAUAAAGGGGUUCAGCCUACUCUUGGAUUUGAUACUCUAUCUGAACAAGUCAUCAUUUAAUUUUCAGCUGCUGGAUCCAUAUAGCGGAGUCUUUUUUUUUGUUGAUCCAUUAUUAUUAGAGUCUUGGAUUAUUAUUUUGCAGUUUUUUUGUGUUAGAAAACUCGAAAUGCCAUCUAGAAGAAUUGUAAAGGAGCUUAAGGAACUGGAAAGAGAUCAACCUAGUUCUUGUAGUGCAGGUCCAAUUGCACAAGAUAUGUUCCAUUGGCAAGCAAGAAUUUAUGGUCCAAACGAGAGUCCUUAUGCAGGAGGUGUUUUCCUUGUGAACAUCCAUUUUCCACCUGAUUAUCCCUUUAAGCCUCCUAAGGUGGCCUUUAAGACGAAGGUAUUCCAUCCAAAUAUUAAUAGCAAUGGGAGUAUUUGCCUUGAUAUACUAAAGGAGAAAUGGAGCCCUGCACUCACCAUAUCCAAGGUGCAUGGGGAGCUAAAUGGAGCUGAAGUAUAGUGACUAGUCAUCUAACAAAUGGUGCAUAUAUGUUGGCGACUCUUAUUUAAGUUUCGACUUUGUGAAGAUUUGGAAAUUCCGGCUUAUAUAUAUAUGUUGACAAUUUGUAUUUUGGACGAUAAAUUAAUUAUAUAACUUUUAUUUUUUAUUAGUAGGGUAUGUUAUACCUAAACAAGCAAGUAAUAUUUUGUAAUGUUCGUAUUUCACAUUAUAAUUAUUAUAUAUAAAUGAUACAUUGUUUCUGUUAGUAUAUUUAGAUUUGUACGGACUAAUUAUACAUAUAUUAUAUUACCAUUUCAUCCCAACAAAAAAAAAAAAAGAAACCAAUGAUCAAUCCGUUGCAGUAGAUACGUACUCCUAUCAAUGUAUUAAUUAGCUUCAUCCGUUGCAAUAGGUUCAAUUUCAUCAUAAUUAUUAGUCAGUACUCUAUUGCCACGGAUAAGUUAUGCCGUUGCAACAGGUAUUGGUCUAUUGCCACGGAUCAUUGGUGCCGUGGCAUUAGGUGUCAUAUGCCGUUGCAUUAGACCUACUGCAACGCCAGCAGAUGCCACGGUACAUGGCCGUUGCAUUAGACCUAAUGCCACGGAUUUUGACGCCUAAUGCAACGGAUUUGGGGGU
Molecule: messenger RNA, 1648 nt
Organism: Chenopodium quinoa (quinoa)
Lineage: Eukaryota; Viridiplantae; Streptophyta; Magnoliopsida; Caryophyllales; Amaranthaceae
Product: ubiquitin-conjugating enzyme E2 10-like
Exons: 6
Coding region: 515-1030 (171 amino acids)
Biological process (GO): protein polyubiquitination
Cellular component (GO): nucleus
Molecular function (GO): ubiquitin conjugating enzyme activity
Source: RefSeq, a predicted model, not a curated record